This is a messenger RNA of Clupea harengus (Atlantic herring), 3075 nucleotides long. It is a transcript of the gene tial1, whose product is annotated as TIA1 cytotoxic granule-associated RNA binding protein-like 1. Lineage: Eukaryota; Metazoa; Chordata; Actinopteri; Clupeiformes; Clupeidae. The record is from RefSeq and is a predicted model, not a curated record. The coding region runs from base 811 to 1710 and encodes 299 amino acids. Gene Ontology annotation, molecular function: RNA binding; DNA binding. The transcript is spliced from 11 exons.
CUGAGAGGGGUGGCAGGGAGGGGCUGAGAGUUGACUAGACUGAGAGUCUAUCAUGACGUAGAGAUGAACCAACUGGUCCAAUCUACUUGAUUAUCAACCCAUGAAAUGCCAAUCUGUAUAAAAAUGUAGAUUUUGUCAAAAUGAACCCUGUAUUGUGAUGAAACAGAUUAUUGCUAGUAAAACAAAUCACCAAUUAACCAUAUGUACUGCAGCUUUUGGUUGGUCGAGUAUGCUAUUGAGUAUUGGUUGAGGCCUCAUAAUUGGCCACCAAUUAAUGUGUGUUUUAAUAUUUUGUUAUUAGGAGGUGAAGGUAAAUUGGGCCACAACUCCAAGUAGCCAAAAGAAAGAUACAUCCAAUCACUUCCAUGUCUUUGUGGGUGAUUUGAGUCCAGAGAUAACUACUGAAGAUAUCAAAGCUGCGUUUGCACCAUUUGGAAAAAUCUCAAUGCUCAUAGGAUUGGACAGGAGCUUGAAGGCUUACAGCAAGGAACUGUGCACACUGGAAAACUCAGAUGUAGAUUUUUUUAUUAUUCCAUCUAUUCAUUCUUCUUACAUUUUUAAACUGCAAUAAUAUUGUUAUUAACCUUUUGCCGUAGUGUAGAAUUUUUUAACCAACACCAGUAUUUUCCUUUUAGACUUGUGUUUUUAAAAGAAAUGUUAUUUAACGAUGGUUUUGCCUAGAUGUGUUGAUUCUAGUUUGACUCUCCUAAAAUUCUGAAAAUGUCAAUUUUUCGAAAUUUGCAGCUUCCCAAACUCCAUAUUGGUGGUAAAGAAUUGACCAGGAAAAAUAAAGAAAUCUGUUAACAGGCCAUGGAUGCACGUGUGGUGAAGGAUAUGACAACGGGGAAAUCUAAGGGGUAUGGAUUUGUGUCCUUCUAUAACAAACUGGAUGCAGAGAAUGCCAUCGUGCACAUGGGAGGACAGUGGUUGGGUGGGCGGCAGAUCAGAACCAACUGGGCCACACGGAAGCCUCCUGCUCCCAAGAACAUACCAGAGAACAGCUCAAAGCAGCUGAGAUUUGAAGAUGUGGUGAACCAGUCGAGCCCUCAGAACUGUACAGUAUAUUGUGGGGGGAUUCAGUCUGGCCUCUCCGAACACCUCAUGCGACAGACGUUUUCACCAUUUGGACAAAUCAUGGAGAUCCGAGUUUUUCCAGAAAAAGGCUAUUCUUUCAUCAGGUUUUCCACUCAUGAGAGUGCAGCCCAUGCCAUUGUCUCUGUGAAUGGAACCGCCAUUGAGGGCCACAUGGUUAAAUGUUACUGGGGCAAAGAGUCCCCUGACAUGGCCAAACCUGUGCAACAGAUGGACUACAGCAGCCAGUGGGGUCAGUGGAAUCAGGUGUAUGGGAGUCCCCCCCAGCAGCAGCAACAGCAGCAGCAACAGCAGCAGCAGCAGCAGCAGCAGCAGCAGCAGCAACAGCAGCAGCAGCAGCAGCAGCAGCAGUAUGGUCAGUACAUGACCAAUGGCUGGCAGGUGCCCUCCUACGGCAUGACCUACGGCCAGACGUGGAAUCAGCAGGGAUUUGGCAUGGAGGACUCCAUACUGGCAGCCGCGCAGAACAUGUCAAGCCCCAUGUGUUCCCCCCCUAGCAGGCAGUCCCAGUCUCCUGCCUGGAUGGGAGGGUUCGGCACCCAGCCGUCUCAGCCUCAGCCCGGCUCAGUGAUGCCCAACCAGCCCAGCUUUGGGAUGGCUGGCUACCAGCCACAGUGAGCCGGACCGGGCCACACACAGUUACUCAACUCUCAAAUGGAAACUGGCCCCCACAUAGAAAAUGAAGAUGCUGAGACCGGAUUGGGUACCACAUCUUGGAGGAAAGAGUCAAUCCAGCUGAAGUUUUUGAGAGACUCGCUAUUUGGAGAGGCUGAAUGGGACUAAAUGCCAUAAAUUGGGAAAAUGGAGUUUAUUGGCUGACUCAUGUCUGUAUAAAUGAAAAUCUCCCUUUGUUUCUUUUCUUUCGGCCUCAUUACUUUUUGGUGGAUGAUGAGAGGCAGGAGAGUGGAUGAAACAUUUAUUUCCCCUCCUCAUUUGGUCUAAACAACUGGACAACGAGGGAGUAAGGUCCUUUGUUUUUUGUCCCAGAUUUGGAGACAGGGUUUGCACAGGUACAUUUAGAAAUGUUUGGAAUGUUUAGUUGUAAAUGCUGUAGUGACGCUUUUUAAUUUGGCAAGAAUAUUCCCCUUAUAAGCUGCAGAUAUAAUUGCUUAAUGUCACUUUUCAUUUUGUACUUAAAGCACCAUUUAUCCUAAUUCAGCAAAACAGUGUAAGUUAAGGCACCUUUGGGAGUUCUGAAGCCCCAUUUCUUGUAAAUGUUGAAGUGUACAUGAAUUUCUAUGUGCCGUCGCUUGUAUGCAUCCUCCUCAGCUUCACUCUGCAUUUCCCCACCACACGUUUCUCUCCGCAGGAUCUUUGAUGCAGUGUGGAGAUCUCUAUAGCUGUUAUUAGCCAACAUCUUAUAAUUAGUGCUUAUCAUGGACUUAAGUUAGCGAUGGCAAUGUGUACAUAACCCUUGAUAACGCUGUAUGAAAGUACGUUUGUUUUUAUUUUCCAAAGCAUGCAUUCUUCAUCAUAGAGGUCUACAAAUCAAAUGCUGUACAUAGCACACGGGGACAAAUUGCGUGACUGACAUAUUGAAUCAAUUCAGUGUAAUUUACAAAGAAGCCUUAAGUUUAAUAGGUCGGUUAACGCAUCAUUUGUAACUCACAGUUUGAAGCUCAUGGUAGAGAGGUGCUGAUCAGUUUUAGAGCCCUUUUUGCAGUUCUGUGUUCAUUUGCAGAUUUGGACAGAUAUGUGUGCCAUUUUCAGCUGUUGGCCAGGGUGUGAGUUUUCCAGAAGACUUGUUAGGGUAAACUGCAUGUUUUUAAAAUGUGUUGUUGGGGUUGCUGAAUGUAAAUGGCUGACCUGUUGGAAUAUAUUCAAGAAUUUGAUAAUGUAUCCAUUGUAUCAGAGGAAACAUCUCCAUAAAUUGACAAAUGGAUUUUAUUUUUUUUCUGUCAUCAAACUCUUGAACCCAACACAAAACAUGGCUGAAAAGCUGCAACUGCAAGUUGUGUAGAAAAUAAAACUAGAACACUUGUA